CAGGUAAAUUGCUUGUUUUUGGAAGGCGUUAAAUGGAACGACGAAGGAAUGGAAAUUGGUUCGAUUGGCGGAAAAAUUAUUAAAUGUUUGGCAUAUCAUUUAUCGAGCUUUACCAUGGUUGUUCUUCAAGAUACAGAGGUAGAUUCAGAAAGAGCAUGUAUAAUAAAUUUGCAGUUCUCUCACAAUUUUUAUAAUUGUUUUUAUCGCUCUUUAAAUAUUUCUAUUUUUUGUUGUAUUUUGUACAAAAAUAUAACGAUACAAUUUGGUCCAAUUUUUUGUAUGUAGGUGAGCGACUCCAAUAGAGUUGCUUUGGACGUUAUUUAUUACAUUGGAUCUGCACUCUCACUGGCUGGUCUGUUUUUCUCAUGUAUUGUAUACAUCGUUCUAUAGUAAGUAUUAUUGUAAUAUUUUUUUGUGAUGUCGCAUGCAUGCCUACAAGCAAUAAGUUUAAAGUUUCACUCUACAAAACACUACAUGCAGUUAUAGCUUUCCACAGGCCGGUAUAUAAAAAAACAAUGGCAUUUAUUUACAAUAAAUCUGCAGUUUGGGGAAUAGUUUACAAUCAAUAAUAACAAUAAUAGUUGUGCCAAAAUCGAUUUUUAAUCAAUUGAAGCCCAUAAUCGAUGACUUUCAGCCUUAUAAUAUUCACAUGUUCUCGGCUGCGAUAACUUCAACAUACUGUCUUGAGCCGGUUUUCGUUGGGCGGAAUUUUGCGCGUGGAACGGAGUUUUUCUUUGUCUUGUGAUUUCUCGGGUGGAACCAUAGAGAUUAUAAAUAACACUAGAGGAGGCAUUAUAAUCUUAAUACAGUUAAAAAGGGAACGCAGCUAUUGGGGGGGGGGGGAAUUCAAGUCCCGCGGAUGUGUAUUUGUGUUCCCAUUGGUGACGGGUUUCAAAUCAGCCAAUGAGAGCAUGCUUUUAUAUCCGGGACUUGAAUUUACCCCCCCCCCCCCAUUAGCUGCGUUUCCAAUUUUUAACCUCGAAUCCUCGAUGCCUCCUCUAGUGUUAUUUGUAAUCUCUAUGGGUGGAACUAUAAAUUAGAAAAGACAAAGAAAAAUUCAGCUCCGCGCGCAAAAUUCCGCCAAAUGAAAAACCGGCGUUACUGUUUGACUCAGGGUCAGGUCUGCCAAAUAUUUCUUGCAAAUCCUUCAAAAACAUAGAAUUUACGUACAAAACUUAGAAUUUACCUUCUAUGAUAACAUAAACUUUGAUAGUGUAAACUAGCUUUAAGGGUUGUUUCAAAGAAAGAUACUUUCAAGAGGCACAUAAAGUUUAGUAAUAACAAGCUUUCCGGCGUUGGUAGUCAGGAAUGCAACUAUACUUGAAAAAUACAGAGCGAAAUUCGAUGUUUCGAGCGAAGGUCCUUCGUCGGCAAUCACGUGACAAUCCGAUAAACCAAUCAGAUGGAUUUUAAUCCUUUUCCGGCUGAUAAUUUCAGCAAAAAUAAAACAAACGUUAUUCCGAAUAAGGAAUGCAUAAUAUUAACACACAAUUUAUUAAAACUGUAUAUAGUUCGAAUCUAAAUCAGAUUCAUCUUCAGCAGUGCUUUGCAAGAUAUCUUGCAAAACACUGCUGAAGAUGAAUCUGAUUUAGAUUCGAACUAUAUAAAGUUUUAAUAAAUUGUGUGUUAAUAUUAUGCAUUCCUUAUUCGGAAUAACUUUUGUUUUAUUUGUGUUAUCUUACGCUCGUAGACUAAGUGUAGAUUUUCACCAAUUCGGUGGUCGCACAGCUGCAUCUAUUUAACACUGCAGAAAAGGUAUGGGCUAAAUUAACACCAAAAUGAGUGUGUAAGUAAACACUAAAUCGGUGUCCACACAGCUGCAAUAAUUUACACCGAUUUCGGUGUUGUGGUAACACUCCCAGAUUUACAGUGUAUAAUUGAAUCCUCACCAAAAAAAAUUGUUAUUAUUGGCACUACCUUCUUUGGCACAGACCGUUCAUUUUGUUUUACGCCAUUGUUGUUCCCGGUUGCUAAACUCACUAAUGAUUAAAAGGCAAUUUUUUUCAAUGUCACGUAUUUGCAAUAUUAAAAGUGUUCAAAACCUAAAAUCUUUUUGGCGUUCCUCUCAAAAUUACUUUGUUCUAGCUUUAUUCUCCAGUUUAUAGAGUUAGCUACCUUUUUAAAUGCAUCUGCCGGUUGAGAAACAUAAAAUAAUAGUUAAAAAUUGCCAAUUAAAGUACAAUUAUCAAUUGUGCUUUAAAAUUGACGUCAUAUUUACAGUCAAAUAAACAAAACGUACUGAACUUCAGACAUCAUUUUCUCUUUGGCGUAUCAUUUAAAGAGGGGGGUAAUGGGGUAUUUUCGUGCUCCGUAUUGGGGUAAUUUAAUUAUUCGUUCUUCUUUCAGUCAUCUUUUUAUUAAACGUUUUUCGAUCCCGACAUCGAUGCCGUGUAUCGUGCUUGCGGUGUAUUCAAUAUCCGCUCUCCGUUUUCGGCAGUAUUUAAGACGGUUAUUUCUCGUUUCUGGACAAUAUAUUCCAUUAAUUUUGUUUCGAUCUGGAUUUUAGCUAUGUUUUGAUUGGGAAACGCAGGUUUCAAAUUUUAUAAAACAUGAACAUCGACGCAAUUGUAAACAAAUAGGUGAACACACAGCCCAGCACGGACUGUUUAUAUUCACCUUUAAGACCUCUAAGUAUAUGGUUGUGCUUACAUUGACUACAUUUCAUGUUCCCUUUACACUUCAGAUUCGUAAUAAAUAUGUUAUUUUACGUGCUUCAGGACUUCCUUAUUUUAUUUUUUAUGUUUCAAGAUCGCUGCAUAUCUUUUUUCAAUCUUUGGUUUGCAUGACCAAACGUCGCGGAUUGAAAAUCAAUCGUUAAAAUAUUGAAAUAUUCGAUCUAUUAGAUUACAAUUUUCAAUCUUAUAGAUCAGUUUUUCAAUCAUAGAUCGGAUUGACUUCAUUUCAAUCUUAGUAUCUAGACUGAAAGAGAAACAACAAACACAACAACGUCUUUAAGGAAACAUCUUAUAAUAUUUUCUGAAAAAGAUGUACAUGUAAUAUAGCUAUAACAGGCAGCGAUAAAAAUGCAUGCGUAUAUACUAAAUAUACAGGGUGUAUAAAAAAAAACUGAACAGAUUUGAAAUUGCUCUCAAUUUCGCAUAACAGCUAUUAGUAUCCAGUUUUUGAUGUAUGUAGCUUCUUUGGGUAUACUUAUAAUGUAGCCGGAAUAAUGAAAAAAAUUUCCCGAACUCAAAUUUUGUGAACCAGGGGGGUGGGUUAAAAGCUUUAAUCAUAUUUUGAGUUAAUAGAUGGAAAAUUUGUUGGGUUUUUAAUUAUACUGUACAAAAUUUCUGACACUUUGCUUUAGUUUAAGCCCUUUUGCUAUUCAUUUUUUCCUAAAAAGUCAGCCUUUCACAUGCUUAAUUAAUGCCUUUACCUAAUUUGCAUAUUGCCGACAGAUGCAAAUUAGGCAAAGGCAUUAAUUAAGCAUGCAAAUAGCUGAUUUUUAGGAAAACAUGUAAGUUUGCGUGAACAGUUAAAGGCUUAAACUAAAGCAAAUUCUCUGAAAUUUUGUACAGUAAUUAAAAACCCAACACAUUUUCCAUCUAUUAACUCAAAAUAUGAUUAAAGCUUUUAGAUUUUGUGCGAAAGCCAUUUUUAGUUUGUUGGAAAUGACACCACCCCCCCCCCCUGGUUCACAAAAUUUGAGUUCGACAAUUUUUUUUCAUUAUUCUACAUUAUAAGUACCCAUUGAAGCUAUAUACUGUACAUAAAAAACUGGAUACUAAUAGCUGUUUUUCGAAAUCGAGAGCAAAUUCAUAUUUGUUCAGUUAUUUUUUAUUCAGCCUGUAUAUGAGUUCUCCUACAUAUAAUAAAUAUAAUUAUUUUAUACACAAGGCUGGAUAUGAGGUAUAUUCUGCAAUCUGAUGGUUCUCCACUAGCACGGAUAGUAUGUCGAAUUCUUUACCUUAUGCAUUUUUGUAAAUUUCAGCAAAGAUCUUCAGAUUUUAACGACCAGUCGUCACUUGGUACAUCUCAAUUUGCAGAUUGCUUUAGGAUUGACACAGAUUGUUUUUCUCGCGGGAGGAAGGGCAAGGAAAGACGAGGUAAUUUAUGGAUAUAUGUUAUAAUAUCGAUAUAUAGUUAUGUAAAGCUCGCUGUUAAAUCAUAAUUAAAUCUUUCAUUUUACCCUUGCAAUGCAAUGGCAAUGCCGAUGUGUUCUUUAUCUUUGCCAGCUAAGUUGCAUUACAAAAUGGACCAUCGCAAAAUUAAAUGUACGUUUGUCCCUAGUCAUGUUAUUGGAUUCAAUUACCUUCGCUGUGAAGUUAUAUGUUUACCUUUGUUUGUUUUGUUUUGUUUUAAGUUCUUUGUAUGUUUGCAUGGCGAUAAAAUAUAUAAUUAGUUUUGUUUGUGGAAACACCACGUAAAUUUAUUACUGCAGUAAUAAAUUUACAUGGUGUUUCCACAAACAAAACUAUUAUUUGUUUCGUUUCGUUUUGUUUUGUUUUGUUUUGUUUUGUUUUGUUUUGUUUUGUUUUGUUUUGUUCUGUUUUGUUUUGUCCGGCUCCGGCUCCGGCUCUGGCUCUGGCUCUGGCUUGCUUGCUUGCUUGCUAUUAUAUCACUGUAACAUGUAGUAUAUUUAGGUAUUUAAUUGUAACGACGCUGUUCACUUCGUCUCACUCACCACAUAAACAGCGUUGUUAUUUUACUCUGAUGUUAUUCGAUUAAAAUUAUGAUCCAUGUCAAUCCUGACUUCUUGACUGCGAUCAUAGCAUAACAAUUAUGUUUUUGUGCAUGGCUGGCUUUUUGGAAAUUAAAUAGGAAUUACUGACAACUUAGUUAUUUUAAUUAAUAUUAUUUGGCUUGACAAUAGAUCAAUUUAAUAUGGCUGUUUAAUUAAUGUUUGCAUAUUAAUUACUCACUAUAUGAAAAAAAGCAAUCAUAAAUAGAAAGAAAUUUCGUAAAAUUGUGUUCAAAAAAGAAGUAUUUCUAUGUAAAGCAUAUAUACUUCGCAUGCCAAUGCUGUUGCAGUAUUGAAAUAUGUUAAAUAAACCAAAAGGUCGUGGCUUUUAUAUAAUUCUUUUCUUAACUUGAUUUCGGAUAGUAUAUACUCAUACGUACACUUGCUGCAGUAACUUUAUAGCACUUUUCUUGCAGGUAGCUUGCAAAGUCGUGGCAAUCUUGUUGCAUUAUUUUUUUUUGGCUGGUUUUACAUGGAUUCUCCUUGAAUCUGCAAUGCUCUAUUUAAAACUUAUUUCGGUCUAUCGUGGCGAGUUUGUGAGGAUGAAAAACUUCCUGUUAUUUGGUUGGGGUAUGUUUCAUAUCAAUAAAGAUAAAAGUAUAAAUUAUGAAUAAGUAAAUUUCCAUGAAAUUUAAAAAGGUACAAAGGUCUAUAAAUUCUAUUCAAUGCUCUUUGGAUGAUGGUUUUCAAAGCGCAUUGCAACCUAAAAACAUUGAGAUCACUGAUCUUGGAUUAUGCUGAGUUGAUUUUCCUAGUUUGUUUUCUUCAAUUAAAAGGAUUAUAAUGCGCCUUAAAAACCCAUCACUCGAAAGACUGAACUGUGCCUUUAAACACAUCAAUAGGAAAAAUUGCCUCCAACGCCUUCUUGCCUUACUACUAAAAAGUCCUUUUCAUAUUGCUAUAUGCAUUUCCCAUCGACCAUUUCUAAUUCUAAUUUAAUGAUUAUUAUAUCUUGCAAUUCCUCACCCAUAAUAUCAAACGUCUGUCUACACAAUACGAAUUAGUCGUGUACGAUUCUUAUCCUGGCGAAUGUAAUCGAAUAAAUAGGCGUAAUGAAUAACGUAACAAUGAAAAGAAAUUGUGACAUCCGCAAUAAUUUCCAUACACCACAAUGACAGUCGUUUACGCUUGUAAUCGAGUAGACAUGUCUUACUACAUGUAUUUUCUAAUAAUUAAUGUUUUUGAAAAAAAACCCAGGAUUUCCUGUGCUGUUUGUUGGUUUAUCUGCUAGUGUGAAGAUUAAUGCUUAUGGAACCGAUCAAUGGUAUACCUGCAAUUUUAACUUCAUUUGUUUCACAUAACAGUGUAUAUAAUUUCAUUAUUAAAAUAGUUUUACAAAAAAAAAGUGAAAUCCAUACUACGAAAUUUGCAAUUAUACCACUAAAUCCAUAGUAUAUCCAUAUUAUUUCCAUACUAUAUCCAUACUAUGGAAAUAUACAAUGAUUAUGGAUACAUUCUAUUAUACAACAUCCAUUUUAUUUCCAAUAAAGGUCUAUACAAUUUCCAUUCUAUGACCUUCUAUGGAUUUUCAAAGUUUUUCCAGUGAAUAUUAAUAAGCCUAGUACUUUUCUUGUUUUACAUUGUAACAUUGCUGUUCAGUCUGUGAAUCAACGUCAUAUAUAAAAUGGGUAUAUUAGCAUUUUGAGGCUUGUCGCGUUGUAUACCUAUAAUUAACAUAAUUUUCUGGUCAGGUGCUGGCUAUCAUACAAAGAUGGAUUUCUAUGGGUAUUCUUUGCACCAGUACUCAUCAUAAUAGCGGUAAGCAUUUGGAUGUCUUUAUUGAAAUGGAAAUGCGAGCAGGUUUUCAAACGGAUCAUUAAUUCAUUUUUUUACUAUAAUUGUCGAUAGAUAUCUCUUGUUACAGUCAUUGCUGUGAUUCGUGUUUUGUUUAUUGUUUCAAACUCGGAACAAGCAGAUGCCAAGAAAAAGAUAAUGUAGGUUUUACUUCUUCUGAUAUAUUGUGAAAUUUUGACAUUAAAAUUGUAAUUUCUUAAAAUGCUUUGUGGUCAGGAGGACACUUUUUAUUCGAACUGAUGAUAAUAUUAUGACUAAUUUAGUAAUUUGACAAUUAUAUGCUCCUUAAUUCAUACGAUUAGAAUUCACAGGAGCAUUCAAUAGAUUCAAAGUCCCAGGAGCAUAUAUAAAAGCUUGAGCUUGACAAUAAUAGCUUCAUUUCUAAGGAUCUUGUUUCUUUUAUACACCCUCUAUACAAUAAACGAGAAAGCGUUUAUUAUCAGCGUAUAUAAAACGUCAAAAUUACGUUGAUAAACAAGGCGCUAUAUAUAGCUGGGGUUCUUUCACAUUGUGUUUUGUUCAUUGAUUAUUAAUGAAUUUUGAAAUUAAAUCUAACAAGCUAAAACAAAAAUAUAUGGUUUUAAAAUUAAGGUAUAUAUAUUUUCAUGAUGUCUCCUCUAGUUCUGCCGCUCGUGGAGUUGUUAUUUUAUUUCCUAUCCUUGGCUUCUCCUGGGGAUUCAGUGUCAUCGCUGUUAACCAUGAUGCCCUGGUCUGGAAAUAUCUCUUCGCAAUUUUUACUUCUUUGCAGGUAAGGGGGAAAAUAACAAUUUGAUCCUGUAUAAUAUACCUGCUAGUAUUCGGAUCAGUGCAUGUAUGGUACAUGUACCAUGCACAUCCUUUGCGAUCAUAUCAACGCUCAUAAUUGAAAUCAAUGAUAGGGAUUUCGUAAGCUGGAUGUGCUAUGACUUCUCGAUAUGUAUAAAUGGAAAUUACAAGAGUUAUUUGUUUUAAUUUUUAUUUCCAAUUGAAACAAGAGAUCAAAACAGUACUACGAUUUAUACCAUCAUUCUAUUCAGCAAAUAAUUCGAGAUGAAUAAUUACACAUUAUUAGCUUUUAUAUAGGACAAAAGUGGAACUUGAAAAAAAUCAGCUGCAGAAGUGACUUAGAUUCUAGUGAUUGCAUGGUAUAUAGGACUAAUGUGAUAGAUCUAAUUUGUAUUUAAUGAAAAGUGGGCAAAGUGGCUGAUAGAUUGAGAGAGAAAAACACUUACGAAAAAUAUGCCCGCUAUACCUUUAUUAUAUCCGUUAUAUUCAUGAAUGGUUAAAGGUGAGCAUCUCUGGGUGAACAUGAAAACUUCAAAACGCUACUGGAAACGGUACAACCGCACAACAUGAAGUAGUUCCCCUUAUAACUCGACUUUCUGUUUCGACUUUCGUCCGUCGGGCACGACUUCGGCCACGCCUGUUUGUCGGGCAAAACAAACUCCCCCCCCCGCCCCAACCAGUUUCGCCCCUGUUUAAAAUGUUCGAAAAUCAUUGGAACAAUGUGCAUGUCACGUUAGUAAUAUAUUUUUCGCAUAGAAAACGAGCUUGUUUCAUAGGUCAACACGUAACUAUUCGAUUUGUAUGAAAUUUGACAGAUUUAUAAAAAUGUCGUCUGACUAAAAAUAUUUUGGCUUCAAAUUAAAUCAAUGGCAUCAAUAUUUAGUUCCCGACGAAGUCGAGGGAAACAUUGAAAUUCGAGGGGAAACAAAACUAACUAUUUCCCUCGGGGACAGACAUUAAGUGUUUUAAUUGUUAAAUAAGCCGGUUACAGACGAGCAAGUUUUCUAUGACAAGUCUUUAUAUAUAUACUUUUUGUGUGUGUUUGUGUUGUGUACUCAGGAUGGCAAGUUUUAUUUGCCAAGUGCACGUGUGUAUACCGUAUGUGCAACAAAAUUUUUUACUUUUGGUUUUCUGACGGCCACGACAGCUAAUAUUAGCCAUUAGUAUUGCUACAAUCUUGGACAUAACUAGUUGAGACUAUUUUCCCCCUAUAGAAAAUUCGCGUAUUUUUAUGAUAAACUCCAUGUUGAAUCAUGUUGCCAUUCUUAAACCCCCGCUCCCCCAACUCAAUGUUGAGCUUGUAUCAUGGUAUAUAACCGAAAGUUGUUUCGGCGUUGUUCACAACAUUGAACUGGGGGGAGGGGGAGACAAAGUUUGUUUUGUCAAUGUUCAAUAACUUUGUAAUAUUGGCUGGAAUGGUCUCAAGGGUUUUAUCCAAGAUUGUAGCAUUGAUAAAUUUCAUCCAAAUUUACACGGUAUUUUGUUUUCCGUUGCUGGGAUAAAGUGCAUGUUGUAUUUAUAUUUAGGGUGAAAUUAUUUUUAUUGUUUCUCAGGGAUUCCUGAUCUUUCUUAUUUAUGGAGUUUGUAACACAGAGGUGCGUUGGUUUAUUUUAUACGUAUAGGUUGAGGUCUUUGAAAAACUCACGAGUGCAUGUUUAUCCAAAUUUCACGAGAAGCCAUACUGUUACUUAUUAAUAAUUUACAUAAAAAUGUUCGAGAGAACUGUAGUUUUAACUUACGCGUUUAUAGCGAACAUUCCACAUGCAAAGUUUUCUUGGCUUUGUUAUAUCACAUUAUACAACGCUAACAGCUUGAAAAUUCCACUCAACUAUGUAAUUUUUGUUAGUCUUGUGUAAGGUAAAUGCUUUUCCAUUUAAAAAUAAAGAUAAAAGCCAUAUUUUCCACGCGAAGGCAACUUUUAUUUUAUGUAGCGCGGCGCCAUGUUUGUUUUGUUUUGAAGCAAUCGUGACCGUUACUUCUUUAAACUAAAUUGCUUUAAACUGAUUGGUUGAUUUAAUAAUCACAAUGUUUUUCCACCAAUCAGAUCAGUUUGUUACAGAUUUUUGCACUGUGAUUACAGAAAAUUGCAAUGUGAUUACAAAAAAUUGCACUGCUGUUCGGGAUUAACUGCACUGAAAUCAACCAAUCACAGUCGAGUAAUAUCUUUAUGUAUAUUAUUAAAUAGGUAAUAGCACAGUUUUUAACGCAAUUUAGGAAAAACUACCCGCACGAUUUGAAACAGUUGAAAAACUCCACAUUAUGACUUAUUUUAGAACAAUAUACAUGAAAUAUUAUGCAGAAUCAAAAUCAUAGUCGCUUGCGUGCAUCGAAAAAUGAUUUACUCGCCAUUUGAAUAACACAAGAUGAAUUUACAACUUUAAUUUUUUGGUUUUGCGCACUCAGAUGAAAAUAUAUGUUUGCGAUGUUGUCUCUGAGUCCACACGGGGGCCGGGACGAGCUGAAAAGUUUGCUUGACCGCGGUGGGAAUCGAACCCGCGACCUUUGGUUUGCCAGUCCCAUGCUGUACCAACUGAGCUACGAGGUCAAGUCAGUUUGAGUUAGUGAUAUUUCAGUACUUUGUCUGGUUCCCAUGAUAUUAGUGUAUUUUUACGAUCUUGUUAUUUUUUUUGAACAAGAAAUUCAAGAUCGCAUAAACACACUGAUACCUUCACCAUUGCUGUGAUACAUAAAGAUAUGCACUUAGCUUUCGUUUGUUCAUACUCCUAUAGGCAGUACUGAAAAUAGAAAGUUUAGGAGGACCAGAUUGGAAAAAAGUUGUAACAUUAUCUGGUUAUCUUCAAAAAAUAAAGUGUUAUUAUUAUUAUUAUUAUUAACUUUGUCGCAAAAUGUACUAUUUAAUGUUUAUUCAAACAAUGUUUUUUUUAAUAGUUUUGUUUGUGGAAACAGCACGUAAAUUUAUUACUGCAAAGCUUUCGAUCCGUAAGCCCGGAUCUUCAUCAGUGUUAAUAAUAUCUGACUUAUAUAUACAAAAGUGUGUGAUCUGUUGGCUCGCGUCAUUUGAAAUUUAAUUAAACGGCACAUCAACCACGUCAUUUCAAUAUUUAUUAUUAUCAAUUAUCAAUGUUUUUUAUCAUGUUUUCUUCAGAUUCGAAUGGCAGUUGGUCGGAAAUUGGGCUAUGGUGACGUUCAUCCUGCUACUUCCACGACAUAGUGCAGGUAACUAAGUCCAAAGUUCACCGGUAGAAAUAUAAUUUUGGGCAAAACGUUGAUGCCGUUUGGUUUGAUUAGACCUCCCUCGAUUAAGCGCCGCAUUUUCACCCUCGUCGCACUCUUUAGUCCAAGCAUUUUCGAGCGAGGUACUUCAGAUUACCAUUUACAAUGACAUUUUAUUGAGGCUCUACUCUAUUAUAAAAAUUUAUUUAUAAUGUUGUUUACUCGGCACAAGCUGCACGUGAUUGCCCAUUAGGGAGCGGUCAUUAUUUUUGGCGGGGGUGGUACCGAAGAGAAAAGGGUUGGGUAAACAAAAUUUUGAGUAAGUAAAAGGUGUGAAUCAAUCAGAGUCACUAUCUUGAUCAUUUUCCGAUUUGUUGGGAGACCAUUGGUGUCUCCAAAGAAAGUAAAUAUGCAAACAACAUGAAACUUUAGACUGCAGAAAAGUCAGUAAAUUUCACAAGCCGAACGUUAUCAAACUCGUAUCACAGAAGUGGUAAAGGACAUGUGUGACAACUGAAUGACAUCCCUUUGUAACGUUUUUGGCCAGGGGUGGGUAUUUAUUUUUUAAAUGAUACUUGAGGUUGGGUAAUCAAAUUUUUGAUUUUUUAAUGGUUGGGUCAGCAAAAUGUUUGCCACGAAAAACAUUUCUCUUCGGUGCCACCCCCCACCAUAAAUAAUGACCCGUCCCUUAGAUCCUCAGCUUCGUACUCAAAUAGUCAAAUUGCCCAUUUUAGAUUAUGUGGUGUUUAAAAUUAAUUUCAUGCUCUUUGUCUUUUAAUAAACAGUUAUUGGAUGAGGUUUUGUGUUAUCCAGGUAGAAGAAAGUAUACAAUCAGUCGAGCCAAAGGCGUGACUUAUCACCAAGACCUCGAUAAUUGAGAAUAUUACAAAAACCGAAUUCAAGAACUGUUUUAUUAUGCAUCGCAUUUUCAUUUACUCUUUCGACAAACAUGCAAUAUUUGUUGCACAAAACAACGUUUUUUUUUCAAUAAAUUAAAGCACGUAAAAUAUUAGAAAUCUCACUUAAUACCUAUACUAGCCUAUAAACAUCCAGUAAAUAAGCUUUGCUCAAUGCUCUUCGCUCUUUGCACAAAAAAAUUCACCAAAACUGAUACCGUUCUUAAUUCAUGUUGUUUUCCAUGUUUUUAUUCGUGUAUUUAAAACUGCCCUUGUUAUAAAAUUACAAAUCACUGGUCCAGCCUACACAUGCGUAAAUCAGUUAUCUGCUAGUUAUAGUUUUAACUGUGUGAUGUGUGGGUGCAUGCGUGAACAGCGUGAUUUCUAUGUGUAGCGGUAAGUUAUUGGCCAAUCAUAUAAUAAUGUGAUAUUUAGCUUUGAAUGAGGCAAUGCAUAAAGACAGAGUGAUGAAAGAUGUACACAAACGAAAAUUGCGGCCUAAUCAGAUGACCUAUAUAUCUUAUGUUAACUAUAAGCAUGCGUAGAUUAUACAUGCUGAAUAUUAAUUAAAUCGAUCUCAAUAUAGCUUUAUAGCGAAAACUAUUGAGUUGAAAAUUCGCCGCUUGAUAUAUGGUAUAUUCACUGGUUUGACUUAAUAAUAAAGACUUUUGAACUUGUGACUUUUGAUGAGAACAGUGGCGGAAAUCUUGGUUUUGGCAGAAAAUUGACGAAUUUUCGGAAAUUUUGACCUAAAAGAGGGCUAAAAACAGUCUUUUCGAGUGCAAAUGGGGGAGGGGGUACGUCGGAAAUUUGAAAGUUUUGUCGGAAAUUUAGGAGGCUUUGUCCCCCCCCCCACCGGAAAAAGUGAAUUUCCGUCACUGGAUGAGAAAAUUGUUUGAAAUUUUUUCUUCAUUGUUUCUCAAAGUGACAAAGAUGAUUGAUCCCAAAGUAUGUAACGCUUAUUCAGCACGCAUUAUAUGCGUUUAAUAAACCUUAUAUGUCAAAUAAACGAAAUAGUUUCUCCACUAAUACAUUAAAUAUUACUUUUUUAGAUUAUGAAUGUAUAAAAUACAGAUUGUGGUGUUCAAAACGUAUCCAUAAAAUCUUUCUCUUAAACUUUAAUUAAAUUAAUUAGCAGUAUAUAAUAAACAUUUAGAUCUUUUAUAUAGUGAUUUAUCGUAAAGUGGCGGCCAUAGCCAUAUAGGGUUCAGUCGUUUUGGCGUAUAUCAUACAAUGGAAGCGAUUCUCAAUUUUCGUCUUAAAAGACGAUUGUUUAUUUAUUAUAGUAACAAUUUGAUAAUUAGCCCAUUUUUAUAGUAAAGAUAAUGAGAGUACGUGAGUAAUACAUAAUGUAUCUAUUGCAUGAAUGUUAAUGUUUAAAAUAUGGUCAUCAUCUACCUAUACUUUCCAGGCUUGUGGUUGGUUGAUUAUAACAAUGAAAGACAAUAAAACUAUAGAAAUCGUCUUUCUAAAGAACGAGUCACGAACAAUGAUCAGUUUUGCUUCUGAUUUGUUUAUGAAAGCCAAUCACAAAAUAUGAUCAUUUUAGGUAGGUCUUCACCCUUAAUAUAAGGAAAAUUCUAAAGAUACAAUCUUACAUAAUUAAUACAUAAAUUGAUUUUAACUGUUAAAGUCGUAAUUUCCUUUCUUCAAUUAAAAAUAAACUUGUAUAAAAUGUUG
Molecule: messenger RNA, 12990 nt
Organism: Paramuricea clavata
Lineage: Eukaryota; Metazoa; Cnidaria; Anthozoa; Malacalcyonacea; Plexauridae
Source: the annotation of a GenBank genome assembly